Messenger RNA from Miscanthus lutarioriparius, 1518 nucleotides. Lineage: Eukaryota; Viridiplantae; Streptophyta; Magnoliopsida; Poales; Poaceae. The record is from the annotation of a GenBank genome assembly.
AUGGCCACGCCAUCUCUUCUCCGCCUCCUCGUCCUCCUCACCGCAGGCGCCGCCGUCUUGCAGGUGGCCGCAUGGGUGGAUUGCGGCGACGCCUCGCCGUCGCCUCCUCCUUCGUCCUCCCCUUCCCCCUCACCACUAUCGCCGCCCUUCAACGGCAGCAGCAGCAACGCGCCGUUCCGCGCGAACCUGCUCACGCUCCUGAGCGCUCUCCCGCGCGCCGCGGCGCCCACGGGGUUCGCGUCCCUCUCCCUCGGGGCCGGCCGCGACCGCGCCUUCGUCCGGGGCCUCUGCCGUGGGGACUUCCAGUCUCCCCGGUGCCUCGCGGACCUGCAGGAGGCCGUGCGCACCCUCGGCGGGAGCUGCCCCAGCAGCCGCCGCGCCGCCGUGUGGCUGGACGUCUACGUCUCCUACGCCGACACCAACGCCUCGACCCCCCGCGAGGACGACUUCUGCAUGGUCCUCUACGACACGCGCCUGGUAGCCGAACCGGACGCCUACUUGAAGGCGUACGGCGCGCUGAUGAGGAACCUGGCGGCGCGCGCGGUGGGCGUGGGUGGCGGCGGCGGCGAGGCAGGGACGACGGCGAGGCAGUUCUUCGCAACCGGGGAGGCGCAGUACGCCAGCGACGAUCCCAACGGUACCAUGUACGGGAUGGUGCAGUGCAUGAGGGACAUCACGGCGGCGGACUGCCACCGUUGCCUGCAGGCCUCGGUACCGCAGCUGCCGUGCUGCAAGGGGAAUCAGGGAGGCGUCGUGCUGGCCUACAACUGCUUCCUGCGGAUCCAGGUGUACACCUACUACGACCUGGCGCUCGACGCGCCGCCUUCAGCUGCUGAACCGCCGUCGCCGACGCCCGCUGGGGAAACAAACGGAACGGGGAGACCAAGAAACACCAUCAUCCUUGCCGUCGUCGUUCCACUUGGAACCAUACUCCUCGCGUUCGUGUGUACUACUGGUGUCUACUUGCGAAGGAGAAGAGGUGUAAACGAGAGAAAUCGUCCACCGGAUGUGCCAUACUCCCGGGCCCCGCCCAGGGGGAGGGCCAAGGACGACCGCAGCGCAACCUACGUUCACCCGGAGAAAUUCACCCUGCCGGUGCUGAGGGUGGCAACCGGUAACUUUGCUGCGGAAAACAAGCUGGGAGAGGGAGGUUUUGGAGAAGUUUUCAAGGUUUGGGAGAAGUGGAGGCGCGGAUCCGUCGCGGAGACCGUGGACGCGUCGCUGGGCGGGCAGUACGCCAGAACCGAGGCGCUCGCCUGCGUGCAGAUCGGGCUCCUGUGUGUGCAGAAGGACCCCAGGUCCAGGCCAGACGCGUCGGAGGUCGUCCUGAUGCUGGACGGACGGUCGGCGAUCCAGCAAACGCCGUCCAGACCGGCGUUCUGCUCCGGGUCCAUAUCCAUAAGCGGCGCCUCAGCGCGGCGUGCUGCCCGCGGAAAUGCAGCGAGCUAUGGGCGUCGUUCUCCGAUCGGACCUGUUUCCGAGAACAGCGUCACGGUUUCGGAGCUCGAACCGCGGUAG